Capronia epimyces CBS 606.96 is the source of this 768-nucleotide messenger RNA. RefSeq lists its product as uncharacterized. The transcript has 2 exons. Gene Ontology annotation, cellular component: Mis6-Sim4 complex. Lineage: Eukaryota; Fungi; Ascomycota; Eurotiomycetes; Chaetothyriales; Herpotrichiellaceae. The record is from RefSeq and is a predicted model, not a curated record. The coding region runs from base 1 to 768 and encodes 255 amino acids.
AUGGACGAACACUCACAAUCCAUCACCGCGGUCAAGGCGGCCUUCAUCCGCGCGCAGGUCCGCCAGCUCUCUGCGCCGCUCGAAGCGUCGACAACAUGGCGCGACCUAGCACCACGGGCCGAAGUCGACGGUCGGCUCAGCGACAGGGCGAUCCAGGAUGUCGUUGCUAAAGUCAACGACAAGAUCAAGCAGCACAACCGCAUGGUCUUUUCGCAGCAGUCGCAGCGGCACGUCGCAGAACAGAUCGAGACGUUGUAUUGGAACCGGAUUUCCACAGAGUCACAGACAGACGCUGCAGAUGAGCCGGGACCGGCGCUGGAGGCGGUGGCCAUCAGAAAAGAGAUGGAGCUGACAGACACGGGCGCCAUCGGGAGUCUGCCGGAACAAUACACCCAUCUGCACCUUGAUGCAGGUUAUGAGGGCAACACAGCGGAUGCAGAGGCCUACACCCGCCUGCGCGGACAACUGCUGCAGUUGAGUCGCAAGCGGGAUGAGCUGAAGGAGAAAGUGGCGCGGUACCGAUACCUACAAACGCUGCUGGAGCCACUCGACGAUGCACAGAAGAAUGUCCAGCCAAACCUGAUCACUCGAGAUGGCGAGCUGAGCAGAGAGCUGGAUCGGAUGAGGAUCCUGCUUGCACGUGUCACAGGAAGAGUGGCGGAAAUACAGAAAUCGUCUACGAUGCGGACCGAGGUCACAGACUCGUCACAGCCACAAAUUGGACAGACCGACAGACAGAAACUGGAACUGUUGAUGGACCUGACUUGA